AUGUUGUCUCUCAAGUCUCUUCUUCUCUUUGCUGGCGCUGCCGCAGCUCGUGUCAUCUCCCUCGACGGCAGGGCAGUGGACGAAAACCUGCCAUGCGGAAACGAUGUGGUCCCAGACGAGUUGUACGAUAUGACGGCUGCCAUUGCGGCCAAGAGAUCUCUACGUUCCCGCAAGACCUGUGGCGCAAACAAGACGUCGACUGUGCAGGUGUAUUUUCACGUUGUCGACAAUGGUUCCAACAGCACGGUUAUCAAGGACAGUGAUAUCGAUAGACAGAUGCGACUGAUUGACGAAGAGUUCAGCAAGCAUGGGUUCCACAUGAAGCUUGCCAACGUCUCACGCACAUCCAACCGCGACUGGGCCCAGGACGCCAACAGCACAGGAGUCACAAACAUGAAGAACACUCUCCGUCGAGGCCGAUACCGCGAUCUCAAUGUCUAUAUUGUUGAUAGUAUUGCCAACGGCACACAAAACGGCAACUGCCACUAUCCCACUGCACACCAUCCCGAAGGCUCUCGUGAGUUCCUGAGAGAUGGCUGCGUCAUUCGAAACUUUGUCGUCCCCAAGACCGAUGAAGCGGCAACCGUCGAGGGCAAGGGCAAGACUCUGAUCCACGAGGUCGGUCACUGGUUUGGUCUCAUCCACACUUUCGAGGGCGGUUGCGACAAGGGCGACGAGGUCGACGACACCCCUCCUCAGGUGGCCUCCAGCACCACUUGCGGCUUGCCUGCGAAGACCUGCCCCGGCGCCGCUGCCGUUCUCUUCAAGAACUACAUGGACUACAGCCCAGGAGCGUGCCGAGAUUCUUUCACUCCCGGCCAGGUCGAGAGAAUGAAGGGUUUCUGGACCAACUACCGACUUAAAUAA
Clonostachys rhizophaga is the source of this 867-nucleotide messenger RNA. The record is from the annotation of a GenBank genome assembly. Lineage: Eukaryota; Fungi; Ascomycota; Sordariomycetes; Hypocreales; Bionectriaceae.